This is a messenger RNA of Pantherophis guttatus, 1460 nucleotides long. The record is from RefSeq and is a predicted model, not a curated record. Lineage: Eukaryota; Metazoa; Chordata; Lepidosauria; Squamata; Colubridae.
AGGUGGAUAGGAGAUUUUUCCACCUUUGAUCUCACACUGUCCUGUUCAGCUGAGUGGAAUACAAAGUGAGGCUACCAGAAAACAAGCGUUUUACCUCCGCCGCGCCACCGACGGGGGAGAAGCACUGAGCGAGACCGACAGACUGUCACUGGCAAAAUGAACUGUCACCUCCCAUUUUUCAGAGGCGCGGAGGGAUGAAUUGCGGCUUUGAACCGCUUGGCCCGUGGUUGAUUGAGUUCCGCUGUCUUCGAACCUCGGCGAACAAGAAGUUGAAGAUUAUCUGGAAAACCUACAGAGUGAGAACCUUAGUGCUAGAGCACGGAUACAGAGAGAUGAAAUCCUGUUUGAUAUUGAACAACUUAAAGAGAGGUAUCAGUGGGGAUUCCUACCAGGAGGGGAAAAGAAGAGAGAGAAAGAAAAAGUCAUUCAUAAAAGAUGAGAACAAUAUACAGAAGGCUAUUGAAGAUCAAGGAAUCGUUUUAAAACAAGGCUAUUUGGAAAAGAGAGCUAAAGACUCCAAAAUCUUUGGUUCUGAGUGGCAAAGGAGAUGGUGUGUUCUUGACAAUACAGCUUUCUACUAUUAUGCAAAUGAAAAAAGCAAACAACCAAAAGGCAUGUUUGCUAUUGAGAACUAUCAUGCUCAGUUGGCUCCCUAUCUGCGCAAGGAUUCCCGAAGAGAUUGCUGCUUUGAACUGACUUCUCCUGGUAAACGAACCUAUGAGUUCACAGCUGCUAAUCCUGCAGAAGCUACAGACUGGGUGGAUCAUAUCACAUUUCUGCUGAAAGAUAUGAACUCCUUCAUUAUCCCCUGUGAGGAAGAAGAGGAGGAGGAGGAAGAAGAGGAAGAAGAAGAAGAGAAAGAAAAGGACUACCAUAACACUGAUAAAGAAGAGGCCUAUGAUGACAUAGAGAGUUUUGAUACCCCAAGUGUAACAUUUAAUCAGGAUUCCACUUUGGACCUGGAAAAAGAGGAGACCAUGAUGCAGGGCAAAGAGGGCAUUUAUGAAGUUCUUCCAGAUGAGGACUUCAACAUGUUUGCUCAGGAUGACAGGGAAAAUGCUGGAAAUAAAGGAUUCAUAAGGUGUUAUGCAAAUUAUUAUCAAAGCCCAUGGGACUGCACAGGGGCCCACCCAGAUGAACUUUCCUUUCAAAGGGGAGAUUUGAUAUACAUUAUUAGUAAGGAAUAUAACAUGUACGGUUGGUGGGUCGGAGAGCUGAACAAUGUGGUAGGAAUUGUUCCAAGUAACCAUCUCAUGCCUGCCUAUGAUUUGGAAGAAUGAGGAACAGCAGAACAAGAUUAUGUGCAUUUCUCUUUCCAUCUCUUUGCUUUGUCAUCACAAUGAAGAUAAUUCCUGGGACCUCUUGGCUAUUCACAAGAAACAGAUGCACACCUGCAGAAGUUGAAUCCAUCAAUCCUUUGUCCCCCUUUAUAUGAAAAUAUAGCGCUUUUGUCCCUUAAA